Messenger RNA from Mercenaria mercenaria, 2824 nucleotides. Its product is annotated as enkurin domain-containing protein 1-like. Bases 130 to 948 code for a protein of 272 amino acids. The transcript has 7 exons. The record is from RefSeq and is a predicted model, not a curated record. Lineage: Eukaryota; Metazoa; Mollusca; Bivalvia; Venerida; Veneridae. Gene Ontology annotation, cellular component: cytoplasmic microtubule.
AAUUAACAACUAUUUGCGUUUCCGUCACGUGACUUUUAAAAACAAUAUGGCGACCUAAGGCUGAAUUUUCGGUAUUUUUGAACUUUAGACGUUUAAAACACGAGUACAGAAAUCUUUUAAAGACAAAAAAUGCAUGGUCUAGCUAUUCAAGGGAGUGGACAAGGUUAUGGCAUGCCAAAACACUAUGGGACAGGGUUUUCAAAAGAUCAUUUUCGGGAAAAUGUUCGCCGUAUGAGACAGAUACAGAGGAAGUCAAGGGAGAAGGAAGUAGAAAGUGUUCAGCCUGUAAAAGCUUUGUGGAAAUCAGAAAAAUAUAAAGAUGUUCCAUCAAAAAUCAAAGAUGACAUAGAGAAAGUACCUGAUACACCUCGUCCGCAUUCUGCCUCAUUUCUCCGAGCUCACACAAGAUCAGGCCCCUCAGUGAAACUACAAUCAAGGCCUUGUACACCUGACCCCAAGCUUUCUGUACCACCAGCUAGUAUAGCAAAUGAUGUACAACUUGUUAGACAUGAUUUUGAUUUUAUAAAAGUGAAUGGACGAGCUGUUAAACAUUCACAUGUACCCAGAGCUCCAAGUCUCACUGCCCUGGAUGACUUGAAGAAAAAACAGGAAGAUGAAUUCAAGAAACAUAAAAAGGGGGAAGUCCCUACAUACUUGAGGACUCGGAAAGAACAAUGGAAGAAAGAGGAGGAAGAUAGAAUAGCAAAUGCUCCAGAUCCAUCAUGUCCUGAGGGUCACAGAGUUCUACCAGAGGCUGAGAGGAGAGAAACACUAGACUUACUCAAACAAAAACAACAAGAAUUAAUCAGCAAGCUACAGUCAUUACCAUUGAGAACAGACACAUUCAGAAUGAGAUCGUGUAAACAAGAACUUGAAAAUAAACUAGCAGAAAUGGAUGAGGCCAUAAAGAUAUUCUCUCGACCAAAAGUAUUUGUGAAAGCGGAAUGAGCUAUUAUAAAACACUUUAAUACGGAGGAAAAAAACAACAUUUUACAGAAUUCCUUGUGACCAUCAUAGGCAGCCAUUAUAGUUGAACUGUGAUAGUAGAUUUCAGCUGCAGCUUAAACAUGGACUGAAUUACCUAAAUCAGUAACUUCAUUGAAAAAAGUCAUUUCACUUGAGGAUUAAGAUAACUGGAAAAUUUUAGUGAGAUGAGAAAUAGUCCAUGCUUGCUGGGGACAGUUUAUAGUUUUAAUUCUGUUGAAGUAUACUUUUGAAUAGAAGGUGGUAUUAUUUGUACAUUACUGAAAUUGUAUAUAGUAGUGUAAAUGUGCUAAAUAUAUGCAAGUUGUGUGUGAUGGACUUCAGAGGUAUUGUUAAAUGAAGGUGUUCUAUAUUAGUUAAGUAAAUAUCUUCAAAGCAAAUGUUCAAAUUUAUUUGAAUCUUUUAAGUAUACUCAAAAUAGAGCAUAUAUUAGUAUAAUUUUAGAAUUAAAAUGAGAGUACAUAUAGAUUAAUUUCUAUCAGUAUCAUUUAUAAAAGUAUUAGCUGAAAUUGAUGCAUUUUGAUCAACAAUAAGGCAGUUGAGUUUUAAUGAUAUUGUCUCAGAAUUAAUGCAUGUAUGACAGUUUUUUUCUUCUCACCAUCUUGUUCAGCAAUUGAUAUCAAAAAUUGAAGGAAAAAAAAAAAUUCUUCAUUUUUUUGUGAAAGAAAAAGAAACACUUGUUUUAUGUGAUAUAAUUUUGAUUCUAACACGAUACGAUUCAUUUUCCUAUUAAACAAAGAAGGCUGAAAACAGUGAAUUAUUAUACAACAAUUCACUGUUCUGACGUCACAAUUAUUACGUCAUAGCGUCAAUCGGCAUAGCGGCGCGCUGGAAAAGAAACCAAUUGAAAACGGGCAAAUAUUUAAUGAAUGCCGUCAAGGAUGUACUUUAAAGUCCUUGGUAACGUGUUAGAAUCGAAAUAAUAUAUCUCAUUUAGUGAUUUGCUCUUGAAUAAAAUCAUUGUUUGUCGUUCAGAUGCGCAUUAUUAUAUCACUCUGGCUGCGCCCUCGUGAUAUAAUUCCGCGCAUCUGAACUCCAAACAAUGAUUUAUUCAGCGACAAAUCACUAAAUGAGAUAUAUUAUUUCUUAAAUGUAUUUAUAUGUAUUCAAUAGCACACAGUUGAGAGACUAUUAUACAUUGAAAGUAAACAUUGCAAUAAGAUUGGAUUUCUUUUAUCUAUUUAUUAUUUCAUAUUCUACUUUGCAAAUCUUAUUAUUUUAUGCACAGCUGAACAGAGUUUAGUUAAAUCUUGCAUUAAGUGUUCUCAGGACAACACUUACUACGCUUUUCUUGUGUAAACAAUAAUUGUAAUAUUUUGUCAAUUUUAUAUAUUUGUGUAGAAUAAACUAUGUUUCUGUUUUCAUUUUAAGAUGAGAUCUUUUUAUUUUUUCCUUUAAUAUUUAGUCAUUUUUACCCAUACAAAUUUAAAGAACCUUUAUAAGAUAGCCUAUUGUCUGUCGUAAUUCAUUGAAUUUCGAGAAAUUUUUCUUGCUCUAGAGUUUUUAGAACUUUUGUUUUAAAAGUUGAUACACAGCAGGCAAAGAAAAAAUGUUAUAAUUGCUAUUGUAUAGGUGGUAUAUAUAUAUAAGCAGCAGAUUUUUGUUGAAAAUAUUUCUGUCUCAUAACAAUUAGCAUAUUCCUGUUCUAUGCAGGAAGUAGAAUAUUAAUUUUUUUGUUUGAUCUACAAAUCUAACUUAAGUAUUGCAAAGUGACUAGUAGGCUUAGAAAGCUAUCUGUGUAAAACUUAACUUAUUCCAUUUUUGAUCAUGUUUUAUUUUCUUUCUGCUUCAUAAUAACCAAAUAGAAUACAACAACAAAUAUAAUAUAUUCAAAAAAGCA